Messenger RNA from Trypanosoma cruzi, 681 nucleotides. RefSeq lists its product as uncharacterized. The transcript has a single exon. The record is from RefSeq and is a predicted model, not a curated record. Bases 1 to 681 code for a protein of 226 amino acids. Lineage: Eukaryota; Euglenozoa; Kinetoplastea; Trypanosomatida; Trypanosomatidae.
AUGGCCAACGACUCCCAAAACAUCACAUGGAGCUCCAUCAUUAUUAUUGUCAUCAUUGCCGUUUUGGUCCUUGCUUUGCUCCUUGCGUGCAUGUGGUUUAAUGUUUACUGGAGGUGCUGCUUAUUAUCGCGAUCAUCGGUCGUCCACAUUCGCGUGGAGAACCAAAACAUCGCCCAAGGCAAUUUUUUGUACCCGCCGCACCGCACGCAGCCGGAGGAGGGACAGCAGCAGGAAACGCUGCAUGGCCACGCGCUGGAGAACCGCGUCCGUACCCGCCAGCAUCGGUUUCCCCGCACGUACCAUCUGCCGGACGGACGCACCGUCCUGCACGUUGACGACUUUCGUAGGAUCCCUGAGGCCGCACCGCCGCCGGCGACGGAAGAAGGACUGCAGCGGCAACGAGAGGAGGCUGAGCGAGUUCCCUCGCCGGUUUUUUACGGCCGUAGCUCGUAUCUUCUUCGCUCCAUGUCAUCAAUUUUUAGUAGUUUUUGCUUUCAGGCAACUCCUGAGACUCCUGCUGCCACAUCAAUGGGCCCCAAGCCGCUUUCUGCGCGGAAUAAGAAGGAUACUCAAGGGGCCAAUGAUGAUAAUAAUAGCCCCAGCGUCCGGAGGAAAGCAAAUGAGCCCAUUGACAUACCGUCUCAUGGUGUUGACGAUCUGAAACGUGAUAAAUCUCCUUAA